This is a messenger RNA of Dimorphilus gyrociliatus, 3529 nucleotides long. The record is from the annotation of a GenBank genome assembly. NCBI's taxonomy places the organism in Eukaryota, Metazoa, Annelida, Polychaeta, Dinophilidae.
AUUCUUUUACAGGAAACUGGUAGAGGCAUGGAAAAUCUCUCUCUUUGGCAUAAACUAACUUAACUAUUGUUUUAGUAUACUUUAAUUGUUCAUCAGUAUGUCCUUAUUGCGAAAAUUUACGACAAAUUUACCAUCAACUAUGUUGGCAACACUUAAAUUGAAGAGUAGAAUUGUGCCGAACUAUCUACCGUGUUCAGUAAUCAGUGCAGUUUCUAUUACCAAUUUCAAACCGGUUACAGAAUAUCCAAAAAUCGAAUUUCCUGAACGUCGUAAAUUAAGAAUGUUGGAAAAGGUACCACAGUCUUUUAUUGGUAAUAGACCACAAAAAAUGAUGAAACGAUUAAUCGAUAUGAGAGGUCCUGAAUUGUAUCAUACAACCCUUAUCCAUAAACAAUAUGGUAUUAGAGCAAUUCUCGGAGGAAAGCUUCGCCACGGACAUUUUGAAAUGAUUCGAAAUGGUAUUGGCCGUCAUAUGGACGAUUCUCGAAUGUUUGCUAGGUGGAGAGUUGACGCCCCAUGGAAGUCAGUAACGAAAAAGGGCCAAGGACAUAGAAUGGGUGGAGGAAAAGGUUCAGUUGAUCAUUAUGUAACACCUGUUCGAUCGGGAAGAAUAAUCGUUGAGAUGGGAGGCUACUGUGAAUAUGAGGAAGUUGAACCAUUUCUUAGGCGUAUUGCUGAGAAAAUGCCCUUUAAAGCUGAAGUAAUUAGUCAGGAGAUGCUUGAUAACGAAAAAGCUAAUGAAACAAAGUUGAAAGAAGAAAAUUUAAAUCCACUUAACUUUGAAUAUUGUGUUACUAAUAAUUUUUUAGGCUGUAGAAAAUGGGCAACACCGAACUUUAUAAUGGAUACCGCGUGCAGUCUUAGAAAUGUUGCUGAGGAUUCAACAAGUGAUGCGAAACCAUUGUUACCAACUAAUCGCAGAAGCAAUCCCUCUGAUUCGUGGUUUUUAAGUUUAACAGAAAGUAUUCGAAUAGAAGAAACUGCAUCUUCUGAAUGUAAUAGUCAAUCGAGUCGAGAUAUUAGUCAUAGGAGCCUAUCAACAUUCUCAGGUGUUUUUAGUCCUGUUGCACUGUCGAUGUUCAGCACUUUGCUAUUUCUCCGAAUAGGUUUUGUUGUCGGCCAAUCAGGAGUUUGGGAAAGCAUUAUUCAAUUAAUUUUAGCUUAUUUUAUUUUAAUUAUGACCAUAUUGUCUAUUUGCGCCGUUUCAACAAAUGGAAAGGUAGAAGGAGGAGGAGCUUAUUUUAUGAUAAGCCGCACGCUUGGUCCAGAAUUUGGUGGAGCUAUAGGCUUACUUUUCUAUCUUGCGAAUAUAUUUGCAUGUGGACUAUACGUUAGCGGGUUUGUUGAAGGAUUGGUUGAUAAUUUUGGUCCUGGAGGAACAUUUGUCAAGGAUGGUGAAGGCAUUCAACAAGCUGGGCGGUGGUGGGUUUAUCUUUACUGCUCUGGAGUUUUGGCCUUUUGUCUGAUAGUUUGUCUCACAGGUGGCGCUCUGUUUGCUAGACUAUCAGCCCUUAUUCUUGUGAUUGUUACUGCUUCCUUUUUGUCGAUUCCGAUAAGCAUGUUCUUGAAAAAGGAACUAUGUAUACCCUUUCCCAACUCUAACAAUUUAUCACAUCCGCACACUAACGAAACAAAUGGUACCUUUCCGACAGCGUGCGGAAAUUAUACGGGAUUUCGUGCCUCUACUUUUAGAAAUAAUAUGAAUGCUGCAUAUACAAUUGACUAUUUAACUGGAAAAAGCAUGAAUUUUGCUUCAGUUUUUGCAGUCUUAUUUAGUUCUGUAACUGGAAUAAUGAAUGGGGCCAAUAUGAGCGGAGAGCUAAAAAAACCCAAUAAAGCUAUACCUAGAGGAACUUUAGCUGCAGUUGCCUUUACAUUUACUAUAUAUUUACUACUAGAGUUAUUAGUUGCAGGAACGACCACUCGGCCUCUUCUAGUGAAUAAUUAUGUAUUUCUGCAGAGUAUCAAUAAAUGCCCUCCUUUAAUAUUAGCUGGAAUAUUCGCUACGACAUUAUCAGCUGCUCUAGGAAAUUUAAUUGGAGCGUCAAGAAUUUUAGAGGCAGUCGCCAAAGAUGAAAUCUUUUGGAAGCUUCUUCGUCCGGCUACAAAAACGCUUUGUAAGGGAAAUCCAAUUAUUGCGGUUUUUGUUUCAUGGAUACUGGUUCAAUUAAUCUUAUUAAUCGGAUCCUUGAAUGCAAUCGCUCCUAUUACUUCCGUAUUUUUCCUCCUUUCUUAUGCAGCUGUAAACCUAGCUUGUCUGGGUCUGAGUGUAGCUUCACCCCCAAACUUUAGGCCAACCUUUAGAUAUUUUUCAUGGCACACCUCUUCCUUAGGGUUGGCUGGCUGCUUGGUUAUGUGCUUUCUCGUCAACCCAGUUUUUUCAGGUGUCGGCGUUUCCUGCAUGCUUCUUACUUUUGUGGCCUUACAUUUACGAGCUUUUCCAACCAGUUGGGGAAGCUUUUCACAAGCACUAAUAUUCCAUCAAGUUCGCAAAUAUAUGCUUAUGCUGGAUACUAGAAAAGAGCAUGUCAGAUUUUGGAGGCCUCAUGUCCUUUUAUUGGCCAACAACGCUAGAUCAUCUUUAGGAUCGAUAUUUUUGUGUAAUGAUUUAAAAAAGAGUGGAUUAUACGUUAUUGGUAAUGUUGUUGUAUCGAAAGAUCACAAUACUGACGAGGAUAAAGUAUCAUCGCUCUUACGUCGUUGGCUAGAUGUCGUCAAUGAGUUUAAAAUAAAAGCAUUUGUUGAGGUUACCAAUGCGUUCACAUUAAGGGAAGGUGCACAUCAACUAGUUCGAUUAAGCGGAAUGGGAGCGAUAAAACCCAACAUAAUUUGCUUAGGAUUCUGGGAUGAAUCAUCGCCUGAAGAACAUAAUCCAGAUAAUUUUAGGCGGAAAACAUUUUUCUCAUCUUCUCGCCAAGGAAGUUCACUGGAAAAAUUUGAUUCGAUCAGAGAUUCUUCAGAAAGAACUGUUGAAAUUGACGAAUGGGUUCAAUUAAUUGCAGAUAUAAUUGAUAUGAGAAAAAAUGUUUGCGUUCUAAGGUACACUAACAAGUUAUCCUACAGAGAAAAAGAAGGAUUUAUUGACGUCUGGCCUGUAAAUUUUUUUGAUCAGAAUACUCACGACUAUAUAGAUAUUACCAGUCAAUUGAUGCUUCAGCUAUCCUGCGUAGUUCACAUGAGAGAUGAUUGGAAAAAAUUCAAAUUAAGAUUUUUCCUAUGCGCCGACCAAAUGGAUGAAUCAAUUAUAGCAAGAAAGGAGAAAAAAUUCGUCAAUAUGCUUAAGGAACUACGUAUACCAGCAGUUGUUCAAUUAGUUCGUUGGCAAAAUGUAUCUUCUCUUCCUCUGGGCACUUAUGGAAAUGAACUAAUAAAGGAGCACUGUGAUUCAGCUCGUCUUAUAUUUCUUUAUCUGCCUCAUCCUACAGAGAAUUAUAAGUUAUACAGAAAGCAAUUGGACUUGUUAACUAAAGAUUUGCCACCGGUUAUACUUGUUCAUGGAGUUCGAUCCGUCGUUACAACAAGUCUAUGA